Eupeodes corollae is the source of this 1869-nucleotide messenger RNA. It is a transcript of the gene Sgsh, whose product is annotated as N-sulphoglucosamine sulphohydrolase. Lineage: Eukaryota; Metazoa; Arthropoda; Insecta; Diptera; Syrphidae. Gene Ontology annotation, molecular function: arylsulfatase activity. The coding region runs from base 15 to 1730 and encodes 571 amino acids. The record is from RefSeq and is a predicted model, not a curated record. The transcript has a single exon.
GCAGGCUCCAUUAAAUGAAAUCAAAUAAAAAAAUACCCCCAACAAAUGCCCAUUUGAAGUUGUCUUUGAUGAGAAAGAAAAAAUCAGAGAUUCGGUCUCGAGGUUUGUUCAGUCGUAAUCGGUUUCGGUUAGUCUGCAGUUGUAAAACGAAUAUUGUGGGAUUGACUUUUUCAUUUUUGAAUAUAAUAUCUAAGUGCGCCACCAUGGCAUCCAAACCGACAAAAACAUUGUGUUUCCUGUCCAUAUUACUCGUGACAAUUCAUAAUGCCGCAUCUGUGAAGAAUGUACUUCUUCUGCUUGCCGAUGAUGCCGGCUUCGAAAUGGGAGCAUAUCUCAAUAAAUACUGCCAAACACCGAAUCUAGAUGCGCUUGCAAAAGACGGCUUGUUGUUCAACAACGCUUUCACUUCGGUCAGCAGUUGCUCGCCGAGUCGGGCGCAAUUACUUACCGGUCAGGCAAGUCAUCAAAACGGCAUGUACGGUCUGCAUCAGGGAGUUCAUAAUUUCAAUGUCUUCAAAACUGUGACAUCAUUGCCAAAUAUUCUGCGAGCAAAUGGAAACGUUCUAACCGGAAUAAUUGGCAAGAAACAUGUGGGAGCUGAAGGCAAUUUCCAAUUCGAUUACGAACAAACCGAAGAGAACCAUUCGAUUAACCAAAUUGGACGCAACAUUACGAACAUAAAACUCUACGUCAAGGAUUUUCUCAAUAGAACCCAGCACGAGCAGAAGCCGUUCUUUUUGGUGGUUGCUUUCCACGAUCCACAUCGAUGUGGUCACAUAACCCCGCAGUAUGGGGAGUUCUGUGAACGUUAUGGUUCUGGAGAGGAAGGAAUGGGUGUGAUACCCGAUUGGCGUCCGAUCUACUAUGACUGGAGGAACUUGAAAAUUCCCGACUGGAUGCCACAAACGGAAACCGUUCAAAAGGAAUUGGCUGCACAGUACAUGACGAUAUCGAGGCUUGAUCAAGGAGUCGGUGUGGUGCUGAAAGAGCUUCGAAGCAUCGGACUCGAUAAAGACACACUGGUUAUGUACACUUCAGAUAAUGGCCCACCCUUCCCUAGUGGCAGAGCUAAUCUCUACGAUCGUGGUGUCCGCGAACCAAUGAUACUUUCUUCUCCAGAUUCGGGUAAACGGAGGAAUCAAGUGACUUCGGCCAUGACAAGCUUAUUGGAUGUUUUUCCAACUGUUUUGGAUGUAUUUGGCAUGAAACCGUCAAAUCCAAGUUUGACUGGAAAAUCUCUUCUUCCACUUUUGGACAAUGAACCUCAGCCAAAUGAAAAUGAAACGAUAUACGGCAGUCAGAACUUCCAUGAAAUCACUAUGAACUAUCCAAUGCGAAUGAUUAGAACUCGUCGCUAUAAGCUAAUUCAUAAUCUUAACUUCUGGAGUUAUUUCCCAAUCGAUCAGGAUCUCUAUACUUCUCCGACAUUCCAGGAGAUUUUGAAUGCAACAAUGAUGAAGCAAAAGCUACCUUGGGUGAAGACAUUGCAAAGUUAUUACAAGAGACCAGAAUGGGAGUUGUACGAUUUGAAAAUGGACUCAUUGGAACGAUGGAAUUUGGCAACAAAAGCUAAGUUUAAGGAUUUACUUAGAAAUCUAAAGGAACGUUUGUUCCGGUGGCAAGUUGAAACUAGUGAUCCAUGGAGAUGUUCACCGCAUGCAGUGUUACAGGAACAAGGAAUUUAUAAAAAGAAUCCUGUUUGUUUGACAUUGGGUCAUGAAGAUUUGUGAAGAUUCUAUAAAUAAUAAUUUUAUAAUAAAUAACUCUUAUGAUUAAGUUUAAGUUAAAAUUAAGAAAAUAAUAAAAAUGUAUUAUACUUAAGUGUUGAAACUUACUUUGAUUAAAUUAAUAAUAAUUUUUGAACAAGAA